This is a messenger RNA of Polistes dominula (European paper wasp), 1167 nucleotides long. RefSeq names its product TWiK family of potassium channels protein 18. Gene Ontology annotation, biological process: stabilization of membrane potential; potassium ion transmembrane transport. Lineage: Eukaryota; Metazoa; Arthropoda; Insecta; Hymenoptera; Vespidae. The record is from RefSeq and is a predicted model, not a curated record. Gene Ontology annotation, molecular function: potassium ion leak channel activity; outward rectifier potassium channel activity. Gene Ontology annotation, cellular component: plasma membrane.
AAAAUAAUAACAAAAUGGUACGUCAAGUAUUAAGAUCGUCAUUAAGAAGUCGUGACAGUUCGUCAACGUCAACCGGUGGACCUGACGCUCGUGAAAGAAUAAAAGAUUGUUGUCGUAAGUUGGUAGCAUUUAUGUGUACACAAGUUGGAGUUGGUGGUUUGGUAGUUGGAUAUGCAAUAGUUGGUGCAUUUGGUUUUAUCAUGAUAGAAAAACAAAAUGUUAUAAUUGAUCCUGAUUGUUCACGUAAUCAAAUACAAAAACAAUACGCUGAUGUUUUAUGGUAUAAAACGGCUGGUGAUCAAAGUGUCAACAUAUUCAACAGAACAGCAUUUUUCAUUGUGUCCAAUUCUAUUUUGAGAGAAUUACAGGACAAUUUUACGGCUGCAUAUUUGAGAAAGAGUUGUAAUAUCGGUAUGACGUCAUCGGAACAAUGGUCAUUCCCAGCAGCAUUGAUGUUUUGUUUGUCGAUAUUUACCAUGAUAGGUUAUGGUAAUUUGGUACCUAGAACAUCAUGGGGUAAAGGUGCUACUGUCAUGUACGCUGUAUUGGGUAUACCGUUAUACGUAUUGUACUUUCUCAAUAUGGGUAAAAUAUUGGCACAAACGUUCAGGUGGCUUUACACGAAUUUACACGAAUGUACGGGACAAAGGAAACCUGGUCAAAGGAUUACUGUACCAUCAACGGCUUGUCUAUGGGUCAUAUUUGGUUACGUUUUAGUUGGUUCAAUUAUGUUCGCACAAUGGGAAGGUUGGGAUCUUUUGGACAGCACCUAUUUUUGCGUCACAUCGUUGUGUAAGAUUGGUAUGGGUGAUUUUAUACCAGGAUGGACGUUAGGUGAAUCUACGGAAAGCAGUCAUACCAAAUUGGUCAUCAAUUUUGUUUAUCUUCUUCUUGGUAUGGGUUUGAUAGCCAUGUGUUAUAAUCUCAUGAAAGAGGACGUUUAUGUGAAAGCGAGAGAACUCAAGGAACAACUCGAUCACGCGAUGGACGUUGCUCAUCGUAGGAUGAUUACCUGCUGCCGAUCAAAAAGUUUCGUUUAAACAUUUUUUUUAUUUACAAAAAAAAAAUACUCCACCUUCCCUGACACCCCACUCUUCAUCGUGAAAACUUUAAAUGAGGUUUAAUUUUUUUUUAUGAUCUUAUUAAUAAAAUAUGUGGAACGAUAUA